This is a messenger RNA of Bufo gargarizans (Asiatic toad), 2243 nucleotides long. RefSeq names its product aldehyde dehydrogenase 2 family member (gene ALDH2). Gene Ontology annotation, molecular function: aldehyde dehydrogenase (NAD+) activity. The coding region runs from base 132 to 1700 and encodes 522 amino acids. The record is from RefSeq and is a predicted model, not a curated record. The transcript has 13 exons. Lineage: Eukaryota; Metazoa; Chordata; Amphibia; Anura; Bufonidae.
UGGUCCGCGCUGUUAGAAAAACCUUCGGGAGUUUGCAGAACUUUACUCCUUGUGUUGGACUUCUGCUGACGGGCUGCGGACAGGCUGCUGGACCUCUGCUGACGGGCUGUGGACGAGGCAUCGGCUGCACCAUGCUGAGAGCUGUGCUGGGGAAAGUCUGCGCCAGGGCGUCGCACGUGCCUCUGGGCGUCCAGAUCGGCAGGUUUUCUGCUGCAGCCCUUCCAGCCCCCAACCCCAAUCCAGAUGUUCGCUAUAACCAGCUCUUCAUAAACAAUGAAUUUCAAGAUGCAGCCAGCAAGAAGACCUUCCCCACCAUCAACCCUUCCACUGGAGAGGUCAUCUGUCACGUGGCGGAGGCCGAUAAGGUGGAUGUUGACAAGGCUGUGAAAGCUGCACGCGAAGCUUUUAAGCUGGGAUCACCAUGGAGGAGAUUGGAUGCCUCACAAAGAGGAGUCCUGCUAAAUAGGCUGGCGGAUCUUAUCGAGAGGGACAGGGCUAUCCUCGCUAAUUUGGAAACUCUGGACAAUGGAAAGCCUUAUGCCAUAUCCUAUGCAGUGGAUCUGGAUCUUGUAAUAAAGUGUUUGAGAUAUUAUGCUGGAUGGGCCGACAAGUGGCAUGGAAAAACCAUUCCAAUUGAUGGAGACUAUUUCACCUACACCAGGCAUGAACCAGUUGGGGUUUGUGCACAGAUCAUACCGUGGAAUUUCCCUCUUCUGAUGCUUGCCUGGAAAUUUGGCCCAGCACUGGCUACUGGGAAUGUCAUCGUCAUGAAGGUUGCUGAACAGACACCCCUCACAGCUCUCCAUGUUGCCAGCUUGGUGAAGGAGGCUGGAUUCCCUCCAGGUGUGGUUAAUAUCGUCCCUGGCAUGGGUCCCACAGCAGGUGCUGCCCUUUCUUCUCACAUGGAUGUGGACAAAGUUGCUUUCACUGGCUCUACAGAGGUGGGCCGUUUAAUCCAGCAGGCAGCUGGGAAAUCCAACCUGAAGAAGGUAACACUUGAGCUUGGAGGAAAGAGCCCCAACAUCAUAUUCUCAGAUGCUGACUUGGACUGGGCUGUGGAGCAGGCCCAUUUUGCCCUGUUCUUUAACCAAGGACAAUGCUGUUGUGCUGGCUCUCGCACAUACGUUCAGGAGGAUAUCUACAACGAGUUUGUGGAGAGGAGUGUCCAUCGCGCAAAGAACAGAGUUGUGGGGAACCCAUUUGACUUCAAAACUGAACAAGGACCACAGGUGGAUGAGGAACAGUUUAAAAAGAUCUUGGGCUAUAUCAAAUCUGGAAAACAAGAAGGUGCCAAGUUGCUGUGUGGUGGGAGCCCUGCUGCAGACCGCGGAUACUUUAUUCAACCAACAGUUUUUGGAGAUGUGUCUGACAAUAUGACCAUUGCUAGAGAGGAGAUUUUUGGACCAGUAAUGCAAAUUUUAAAAUUUAAAACAAUUGAAGAUGUUAUUGAGAGAGCAAACAGCUCAAUGUAUGGUCUGGCUGCAGCGGUUUUCACAAAAGAUAUUGAUAAAGCUAACUAUGUGUCCCAGUCACUGCGAGCUGGAACAGUUUGGGUCAACUGCUAUGAUGUCUUUGGAGCUCAAGCACCAUUUGGCGGUUAUAAAGCUUCUGGCACAGGAAGAGAGCUCGGGGAGUAUGGCUUGGAGGCAUACACAGAAGUGAAAAAUGUGACCAUUAAAAUUCCUCAGAAGAAUUCAUAAAAGUCUUGAAGUCACAAGAUGAUGAUGAUUUGCUCCUUCUAGCAAUGUGAAGCUGUCUUAGACUAUACAUUUUGAGACGUUAUCUUGGAAAAACUGCUAACCUUUUACUAAAUGGAACGAAGUUCCUCCGCUUGUCUGUUCUUCCUGUGUGUUUUAUAAGGUGCAUUAACUUGGCACGUUCUGCAUUUAACACUGUAUGGCUUUCCCUUGGGUUGAUACGGCUUUCAGCCAUGUGGCUUGUACAGUUGAGGCUUAUAAUGUCAAUGUACUUCAUCUGUACAAGCCAAAAACUAAGGCAACCUGCGGUAAAAUUACAUAUAGAUGUUUUUUAAUGGUCAAAAACCUCCCAUGUAAGUGCGCCCUUAGAAUACUAUUGGUUGUUGGUGUUGCUGUGCCCCAUUUAUUCAGUAAUAAGAUUGUGCAGUAAAGUAGAACAUUCAGCACUUAUUUCUCUAAAGCUUUGUACAAGGUUUUCAGAUGCCUUGCAGCUUCCUUCAUCCUGAGCAACUAUAUUGUUACAAUAAAGCUCAUUUGACAAAUGCC